AUGUCCAGUAAACAGUUGUCAGCACGAGAUUUACUUCGAAAAUCACGUGAGCAAAAAAAGCAGCAGCAGCAGAAACAAAACCAAAUACCCACAAAGAGACAAAGGACAUCAGAUGAGGACGAGGCAAAAGCAGCCUUUGGUGUAUUGAAAUUAAACAUAUCAAGUACAAAAGAUACCAAGGAUACUCAUAAAACUAAGCACAUAGCUAUUGAGGAUUCGAAUAAACGGCAGAAAACCGAUAAUCACAAUCUGGCAUUAGUCAAUUACGGUGACAGCAACAGCAGCGAAAGUGAAAGUGGCAGAGAGAGCGACAGUGAAAUUAAUAGGGCGUCGGAUGGUGAGUCGCCAGAUAAUAAUGGUGUAGGGGGUUUGCCUGCCGGGUUUUUCGAUUCUGGUGUAGACCCCAGCAAAGCAGAGAGCGAUGAUGAAAUGAAAGUGGAAAUAGAAGAUGGCCGGCCGAUUCAAGCGCCAAAGAAAGAAACCACCAGUGCUAGUGGUGAUGGGUUGGAGCGUGAGUUGGCGGCGUUUGAAGACGAGGUGUUGCAGCUGGAGGUUUCGAACGGAGUAAAGGAUAAGGCGAACGAGUCGGGUGAGUCGGACGAGCUGGUUGAUGAUAUUAUGGCGGAGAGCUAUGUGGAUAGACAGGGCGAGAUCUGGGAGACGCGCACAAAGCGGCUUUUGGAGCUGCACAGUCGCAUUAAAGCCGAGCUCCAAAAUGAGCAAAAUGAGCAAAAUGAUCAACCUCCUCCUUCGUCAUCGUCCUCUUCAGAUGCGGACUCGGACUUGGAAGACGAAAUAUUAAAUUGGCGCAACACCGGGUUUAAUUAA
Kickxella alabastrina is the source of this 828-nucleotide messenger RNA. RefSeq lists its product as uncharacterized. Lineage: Eukaryota; Fungi; Kickxellomycota; Kickxellomycetes; Kickxellales; Kickxellaceae. The transcript has a single exon. The coding region runs from base 1 to 828 and encodes 275 amino acids. The record is from RefSeq and is a predicted model, not a curated record.